Messenger RNA from Beauveria bassiana ARSEF 2860, 462 nucleotides. RefSeq lists its product as uncharacterized. The record is from RefSeq and is a predicted model, not a curated record. Bases 1 to 462 code for a protein of 153 amino acids. The transcript has 3 exons. NCBI's taxonomy places the organism in Eukaryota, Fungi, Ascomycota, Sordariomycetes, Hypocreales, Cordycipitaceae.
AUGUUGGAGUUGACGGUGACACCUCCACGACCUCCCCACGCCGAGAUUGCUCUGGAAAAUGAUGACAAGGAGAAGCGUACUUUUGAGAAGAAGAGCGCCAAGCGCGUCGGCAGAAACGAUGACAGCAAUGCGGACGCCAGCGACUCGGCCAGUCCCAAGCGCAAGGCAUUUAGAGGCUUCCAGAAGCCGUUUUACCUGAGCGAGAGUCCUUUCUGUGUUCGUGAGCGUAGCAUAGGGAUGUGCAGUGAAACUCGAGCGCGAAAGGCUGCCAUGGUGCUUGGCGAACAUAAUGUGCGGCCACCAAAGCAAAGAGUGCAAUCAAGAGAGCGAAUGAUAGUAGAACGUGUUGAAAGACUAAUACGAUGGCUUCUUGCAACCUUUUCUUCUCGCCUUACGAAGGUGCUCAUGGUGGUGCACGAGGCUGGUAUGUGCCAGCAUCUCAAUCAAAUUGACUCUUUGUGA